Molecule: messenger RNA, 315 nt
Organism: Drechmeria coniospora
Lineage: Eukaryota; Fungi; Ascomycota; Sordariomycetes; Hypocreales; Ophiocordycipitaceae
Exons: 1
Coding region: 1-315 (104 amino acids)
Source: RefSeq, a predicted model, not a curated record
AUGGUCGUCGGGACCGAAGUCGAGAUGGUCAUCGGGGCCGAAGUCAAGAUGGUCAUCGGGACCGAAGUCGAGAUGGUCGUCGGGACCGAAGUCGAGAUGGUCAUACGGAACGAGGUCGAGAUGACCACAGGGAGCGUCGCCAUUCAAGGCAUAGGGAAUAUCGGAAGCGCAGUACGAGUCCAGCGCACCGGCAUAGGGAGGAUUGAUGGAGAUGGACCAUAUGGAUUUAAUGACGGCAUGCGUCUUGUCACCGGAAGCAAAUAUAAACAAGAUACCCGGACCCAAUCAUGCCGAAAUCACCACAAUGUUAAGUAA